AUGGUUGGAUUUCUAAUCAAUAUUUUUAUUGUUUUAAUAUCUUUCCAUCAUAUCAAGGCAAAUGAUGCCAAUUAUAAGGCUAAAAUUUAUGAAAUAGUUGGACACUAUUUACGCAACCAUGAAUUUUCAAAGAAGCGAAUGUAUGGGAAUUCGCCUGGCUACUACCCAAAUUCAAAUAAAAUUGGGUUGGGUUUUAAUCCUCUCAACGGCAGUCCAGGAUGUUAUACAGGUGAAUAUCAAAUGGAAGGAUUGGGUCAUCCAGUAUUCAAACUCGAAUAUCAGUGUCCUUUACCUUUUGUCUGCACAAAUAAACGGAUACCAAAGUUUGUAUCCCUCGACUGUCUACCGUCAACUGUAACAAGUGCCAAAACUGAAGUUAUUAGUACAUUAAAACAACUGUAUGAAAGUAUUUCAAGUAAAGUUGAAGUCUCCGUUGGUCUCUCUUAUAAAGAACUUUUAUUCAGUUAUACAAAUUCAAAAGAGACAAGUUAUAUGGUUGAUAAUAUUGUGCAAAAUGAUAUGGCAUUAUUGUCUACAUCAGCACAAGUAUCUGUAGUUAAGUUAUCUAUGUGCGAACCACUCAUGAAACUAUCUGAUACAUUUCGAUUUGUAAUUGAAAAUUUACCGUGCUGCGAUGAUACAGACGAUGAUUGGGAGACUGAAAAAUAUGUUCGAGAUUACAUACUUGACUAUUACGGUUAUACUUUCGUGUCAACAUUAUUACUAGGCGGUAUAGUACAACAUAAUAUUUUUAUGAAAACUGAAUCUUAUAAACAACUUGAAUCGCGAAAUGUUUCUGUACAGAGUGCAGCUACAGUUGCAUUCUAUGUUUCACUUGGCGUCUCGGUUGAAAAUUUACAAUCAAAUGCUGAACAGGAGGAGUUUAAGAAGGAAGUUCGACUUAGUUAUGGUACAAAACUUGGUGGCGAUCCAUUAAUAUUGGAUAUAAACGAAUGGGCAGAAACUGUACCGUCAGAUCCUAUUAUAACUAAAUUUGGCAUAAGAGAAAUAUUUGAUUUAUUAACCAUACGUCGUUUUCCUAAGGAUCUUCAAAUACAAAAUAAAUCAAAGUUAAUUAAAAAAAUAUUACAGAAAUAUAUUCAACAGCCAUUGUACUGCUAUAAUAAUUGUACAAAUUCAUUCCAGGGUACAUGCGAAUCGUCCGGUUAUUUUCAAUUUGGUACUUGUAAAUGUAAUGAAAACUGGACAGGUAUUGAUUGUUCGGUCAAUAUUUCAUCGACAAAACCUAAAAUAGUUCAUGAAGAUGUGUUGAGUGGUACACUGUGUGGAUAUGAUAGAUCUUAUAUAUUUGUGAAGUGUGACGGUCACCGACCAUCGAAUGGAUGUCCUCAGGGUUGGAUUCCACAAACAUGGAUUGGUGCUGAUUUUACUGUUUGUUAUAUAGCUAAUACAUCGAAAAGUAACUCAAGUAUUUUUGGAGGCCUAUGCGGUCUUUAUAAUUCUGGAGGUCAACAGUCCGUUCAGAUUUUAUGUAAUUAUACUUUAGAUGGUGCGUGUCCCAAUUACUCUCAAUCAGGGUAUUUCUCAGUACAUGGUUCGUCGUCUGUUAACGGAGUUUCCCAACAGACCACUAAAUUGUGUGUCAAGUUGAUUUCAAAUUACCCAGACUUACCAGGCACACUAUGUGGUAUACAGUGGGCACAAACAAUUGAUGGACCUGCAUGUGAUGGUUAUAAUCCUGGACUCUCUCAGUGCCCACCUGGAUAUGCAGUUCAAUUGUGGGUCUUAGAAACAGGUGGUCGGUUUCAUCUGUGUGCUAAACAAUGA
This is a messenger RNA of Rotaria sp. Silwood2, 1788 nucleotides long. The record is from the annotation of a GenBank genome assembly. Lineage: Eukaryota; Metazoa; Rotifera; Eurotatoria; Philodinida; Philodinidae.